Mobula hypostoma (lesser devil ray) is the source of this 2211-nucleotide messenger RNA. RefSeq names its product late histone H2A.2.2-like. NCBI's taxonomy places the organism in Eukaryota, Metazoa, Chordata, Chondrichthyes, Myliobatiformes, Myliobatidae. Gene Ontology annotation, cellular component: nucleosome; chromatin. The transcript has 5 exons. The record is from RefSeq and is a predicted model, not a curated record. The coding region runs from base 13 to 831 and encodes 272 amino acids. Gene Ontology annotation, biological process: heterochromatin formation. Gene Ontology annotation, molecular function: DNA binding; structural constituent of chromatin; protein heterodimerization activity.
GCGACUGUGAAAAUGUCUGGACGUGGAAAAGGCACCGCUGGCAAAGCUCGGUCCAAGGCCAAAUCUCGGUCGUCUCGGGCUGGACUGCAGUUCCCGGUCGGCCGGGUUCACAGACUCCUAAGAAAGGGUAACUAUGCUGAGCGGGUGGGUGCCGGAGCCCCGGUCUAUCUGGCUGCUGUGCUCGAGUAUCUGACAGCCGAAAUCCUCGAAUUGGCCGGCAACGCGGCCCGGGACAAUAAGAAAACCCGCAUCAUCCCCCGACACCUGCAGCUGGCCGUCCGCAACGACGAGGAGCUGAACAAGCUGCUGGGAGGGGUGACUAUCGCUCAGGGCGGUGUGUUACCCAAUAUCCAGGCCGUGCUGUUGCCCAAGAAAACCGGCGGUGCCAGUAAAGGAAAAAUUACUGUGACUGUGGAAAUGUCUGGACGUGGAAAAGGCGCCGCUGGCAAAGCUCGGUCCAAGGCCAAAUCUCGCUCAUCUCGGGCUGGACUGCAGUUCCCGGUCGGCCGGGUUCAUCGACUCCUAAGAAAGGGCAACUAUGCUGAGCGGGUGGGUGCCGGAGCCCCGGUCUAUCUGGCUGCUGUGCUCGAGUAUCUGACAGCCGAAAUCCUCGAAUUGGCCGGCAAUGCAGCCCGGGACAAUAAGAAAACCCGCAUCAUCCCCCGACACCUGCAGCUGGCCGUCCGCAACGACGAGGAGCUGAACAAGCUGCUGGGAGGGGUGACUAUCGCUCAGGGCGGUGUGUUACCCAAUAUCCAGGCCGUGCUGUUGCCCAAGAAAACCGGCGGUGCCAUUACAGGUUUGACAGCAAAAUCCCUCCGUGCACAGUGACGUCACUGCCGCGCCUCUGAUUGACAGCUACAUCGCUCCUCCCCCCGGGCUGCGGCCGCCAUGUCACGUGACAGGACAGCAUCUUGCGGAAAGACGUCUCAGAGCCAGAGUGCAGUCUUGGAAAAGUGCCCAGGGUCGGGGAGGGCCCUGGACCCGGGGUCGAGUUGAGGUUUCCCCCGCUGAUCGGCCCUUUUCCAUGAAGAGUACAUUGACCCAUUUGCAGCUUUACCAGCGGCUCCUCUGAUUGACAGCUCACUCUGCCCGCCUCCUGGGCCGCUGCAAAUGGGAGGUGAGGCUUCCUCCCCCCGGCGGGGCGGCAGCGACUGAACUGAAGGGUCGGUCUGAACUCGCUGCCCUGUGGAAGAAUGGGAGGUGAUGGAAUGGGCCACAGAGGUGAUGAGACGAGCUGCUCCUUGUUCUCUGCCAUUGCCAUGUGGAUGUGGGAGCGGACUGGUGGACCUGACUGCGCCUCCACUGUGAACAUCGGCUUCUUCUCUUCCUGCCUGCCGACCGGUAACAGAAGAAUAAAACCACAGCUAUGAGGAUACGUGCAGCGUCUGAUGACCCUGUGAUCUCUGUCUUGGAGGCCGACAUCAGGCUGUCUUUCAAGAUGCUGAACCCUCGCCGGGCAGCAGGGCCCGAUGGAGAACCUGGUCAGGCUCUGAAAACCUGUGCCUACCAACUGCUGGAAGUGGUUAAAGACAUUUUCAAUCCCUCACUGCUACAGUCAAAAGCUCUGACCUGCUUCAAAAGGGCAACAACUGCUCCGGAACCCAAGAAGGUCAGUGUGAGCUGCCUUAACGACUAUUGUCCAGUCGCACUCACAUCUCCGGUUAUGAAAUGCUUUGAGAGGUUGGUCAUGGAUAGAAUGAACACCUGUCCCAGGAAGGACCGGGACCCUCUGCAAUUUGCCUCUCGCCACAACAUGUUUGUGGUAGAUGUGAUCUCAGUGGCUCUCCACACAGCACUGGAGCACCUGGGCAAUACAAAUACCUAUGUCAGGAUGCUGUUUAUUGACUAGAGCCCAGCAUUUAACACCAUCAUUCCUCGUCCUGAUAAAAUAGCUACAGAACCUAGGCCUCUGUCCCUCCUUGUGCAGCUGGAUCCUCGGCUUUCCAGCACCUGGUGUGGGAGAUCGCUCAGGACUUCGAAACCGAUCUGUGUUUCCAGAGCUCGGCCGUCAUGGCCCUGCAGGAGGCGAGCGAGGCUUACCUGGUGGGGCUCUUCGAGGACACUAACCUGUGCGCCAUCCACGCCAAGUAAGUUACCAUCCAGCUGGCUCGAUGCUUCUGCGGAGAGCCCUCCUGAACCCGGCCUUGGCACUAAACACAACAAAAGGCUCUUUUAGGAGCCACUAUCAUGUGUUACGUAACUGGAAAC